Molecule: messenger RNA, 531 nt
Organism: Arabidopsis thaliana (thale cress)
Lineage: Eukaryota; Viridiplantae; Streptophyta; Magnoliopsida; Brassicales; Brassicaceae
Product: Plant self-incompatibility protein S1 family
Exons: 1
Coding region: 45-452 (135 amino acids)
Cellular component (GO): extracellular region
Source: RefSeq, marked reviewed
AUAUACAAAAAGUCAAAAACUAAAGAAAAAAAAUCUUUGAAAUUAUGAAUAAUCUGUUCGUUUUGGUCAUUAUUAUUGUUUUGAGUGCGGGAUCGAACAAUGGUAGCAAACUCUUUCCAAAAAACCAAUUAUACUUUAGAAACUCUUUUAACAGGAAUUAUGAUAUUCUUACGGUUCAUUGCAAGUCAGAUAAAGAUGAUCUCGGUAUUCACACAGUGGCUCGUUCAUACGUAUAUUUUUUUAAGUUUGGGGAUAGCAUUUUUGGUGAUACUGAGAUUGUAUGUACACUAAAUCAUGGGGUUAGUGCUACCAAAUAUAAAGUAACAUUUACUGCAUAUAAAGAGAGUCGUUUUGUUAUAAGAUUUGGCGCCAUAAAAAUCUGGGAGGCUAGAGAUGAUGGGAUAUAUCUCACAGAUGAAGAUCACGAUGCAGUAAAAAUGUAUGGUUGGUAAAAUCUUAGUUUUCAAGCUAUAUGUUGUCUUUAAUUUUGAUAUCAAUAGAUUGCAAGAUAUAAAUUUUAAGAAAAUAAAA